AUGUCUUCUGUUACUGUCCCACGCUGCACUCCGUUCCAAAGAGAGGAAUGGGCCGCCUACGGACCGACUGUGGAGCAGCAAGUUGCCGGGGAAGGACGACGACUCCAGCCGACGCUCCGGUACAGCCUGGAGAAGCUGGACAUGGUGCAGAAGUACAAGGUGCAGUUGAAAGUGGAACAGGUCGGCGAAUACAAGUAAGUUCAUUUUGAAUUCAAUGAAAGAGUCUGUAACUACUAAAUUACAGGUACAAAUUCAACGAGAUGGUCAAGGAUGGUCAAGGUGGAGCACUGCUACUUGGAGCAGUCUGAUCUGCAGGCCGCGCAGAUCGUGGAGCAUCCGGACGGCUGGAAGACGGGAAUGGAGUGGCUGGGGGAGACUUGCGACUUCUCUGCGCUUUUCAUCACAAACAAGCCCAACUGCACCAAGAAGUUGCACGUUUUUGUGAACGCGCUCCGUAAGUACAUCGUGUCCGUUGUGAUAAUUUCUGAAAAUGGGACGUCGUAUACCUUCCAGUUUGAGAGUCAAUCAUUCGUGGUCGUCUCCAACUAUGUAAGUGUUUGAGUUUCCCUUCCACCAAAUCAUUCAUUCCAUUUCCAGAGCCAGCAGUUUAAGGCGAAGAAGGCAGAGUUGAAAGCGGCUAAGAGAGAGGAGAACCCGAGCAGAGCACAGAAGAAACCGUGGGAGAGGACUGCGGAGCCGUAGACAAAGCAAAGGAAGGUAUGUGCUGUUGAAAGUGAGCAUGUUCAGGUGCAACAAGAGCAGCAGGCUCCGUCGGAGAUGAGUUCUAAUGCUCCGUUUCAGAUGUACCCAUACGAACAGAAUCAUCCGGUAGAAGACAACGUUGAAUGGGUGCAGAUUGAGGAGGAUCAGGUGGUGCCCGAGGAUCAGGUGAUCUAUGAGUAUCCAGUGGAGCAGCAGGAACACUGGGAGGUGGUUCCGCAAGAGGUGGGUGAUCAUUUUCCGUUGCAGCAGUACCCAUCCGAGAACAAUGGUCCUCAUGGGCAACAAGUGCUCGUUCAAGAGCAGAUCGAAGAUGAGCAAUUUUUUAGAGAAUUCUUCUACAGCCCGGAGCACCAACAGUGGAACAACCAAGUGGAGAACGUGGAGAACGUGGUCCCACACCAGGUAAGCACUCAUGUCCCAUUGCAGAACAAUGAAUCCACGCGCAAUGCUGCUCAUAACCAGCAAGGAGCACCUGUUCAAGGACAGCAUGCUCCCAGGUAUGAGCAGGUAAAUAAUAAUGUCCCAUUGCAGAACUAUCAAGGAGGAAACUACGGGAUGCAGCCAGCGGCGGCUGUUCCGGGAGCGAAUAGACAAUUGACUCAGGCAGGCAAUGAAUGA
Molecule: messenger RNA, 1341 nt
Organism: Caenorhabditis sp. 36 PRJEB53466
Lineage: Eukaryota; Metazoa; Nematoda; Chromadorea; Rhabditida; Rhabditidae
Source: the annotation of a GenBank genome assembly